AUGGCGGAUUUCAUGGAAGAUGUUGGAGUCGGCUAUUAUCGAUCACUGGACCCGCCAAAAAACUUCGCAGUGAAGUAAGAACUCUAACUACACCCAGUAUGCUUAUAUAUUUUACGUGUAGUUUAACGUAUUCUGAAGUUUAGCCGUAAUUUUUAAGAUGAGGAAGCAAUGCUCAAGAGUUGUUAUGGCUACGUAUUCAUUUCUUUAUUAGGGUAAAACUUCGACGAGUGACAGCCGCGAGUUAUCUUCCGGAGUUUAAAAUUGGCUCACAGCAAAAUAUCAAUAAUGUUGAAGGAGCUGAAGUUGCUGGUGAGGAACUUGAGAUGGCAACUUUACGACGAGGUAACGAGUCAAUUCAAAAUUACUUCAGUCUUUUCUUGAUCCUCUUGCAAAUUUAACUGGUGGGAAUGGCUGUAUUGUAUUAGGGUUCCAUAAUUAUUAUGGAAACAUAAAUGUACAAGACAUAAUUAUACAUCGUUCAGUUUAAGCUAGUUGUUUUUUCCAUCUUCAUGCGCUUCCUUGCAGACAUAAACAGCUGAUCCAUCUCUGUUAUGAACUGCAAAACAUCAAGAAAGUCAGGCAGGUCUGUCAGCAAGUUUUGAAGCUGGUGGAGAAAUUAGAAAAGAAGCCAUGGAUUUAGCUUUUUCUCUUGUUUACUGAACUUAUACCGCUAGCUGAGACUUCUGUCCUUUCAUAGGCAGGUUUAGGCCCAGUUCAGACGUCGUGCUUCUGCUGUGCCGAACUUAAUUGCAAUUUGGUUCGACUGUAGCAUGGCAGGAAAACAACUUUGAUUCAGACGUCGUGCCAGAGUCGAAUCAAAUUCAGGAUUUACUAAUGCCUCGUAACAAUUCUUCUCCCAACUCCCCGUGGGAACCAAAUCUCGCCAAAAUACAUUAAUAUAAUUUAUGAAUUUUGUUUAGUGCGGCAGAAGCACGACGUUUGAAUCGCUGCCGUGCCAGAGCCGUGUAGCACGGCAGCACUUGUCGAACUUAAUUGCUUGCCGAACUUAAUUCAAAAGUUUGAUUCAGAUGCCGUGCUUCUGCCGUGAUUUUGUCGAACUUAAUUCCUGAAUUUAGUUCGGCACGGCAGAAGCACAACGUCUGAACUGGGCCUUAGCAUAGCUUUUUUUUUUUUACCCUUUACUCAAAGCUGGUUCAAGGUUAAAAUGCAAAGGCUUUUGUUAUAGAAAGGGUAUUUAUCUGGGGUCCUUUUUCACUUUGCCAAACCAAACAGUCAGCAACUAGUGGAAUUAUCAAGGGAAAAAUGGAACGUACUGUUGGAUUGAAACAAAGCUUCCAAUGGAAUCAAAGCGAUCUAUUUGCGUUUCAACCAAAAUCUUGAUUACCGCGUAGCAAAGUACAUGUAGGACUGGAAACAAGAAUUUUUUGGAAAUGGAAUGGCAAGUUUUGGUUGGACUGGACCAACCGGUCAAAGAGGACCACUUCCAGAAGUGGACCACUUUGACUGGAAAAUUUCUACAUAAAUCAAAGCAUUCCAUUAAAUUUUAUUUUUUGACCGAAAUUUCCGAAAAUGCUGGCAUAAUGAAAAGCACCCCUAGCUUUUCUUGUCCUAAGGAGGGGCUGGUCGUUUAUUACCAGUGAGGGUGGGGUGGCCCUUUUGAGAAUGCUUAGAAGAUUUUCAAACCAAUCCCUGUCUUCAUCCUUGCCUCUUAGAAAUGACCUCCCAUAAAUUUUACAAAUUGUGAAAGUGCCCCCCCCUCCUAUGAAUUACUGCUGAGGAAACUACCAAUAUUCUAACUUCAAAUCAUGCCAAAGUUCAUCUCAUACUUAUCUACAGCAGCGUUCUCCUUAUCUGGCGGUAACCGGUAAAAUUUACGGCCUGCAACCACAUGAAGGUUUCCUAAAAUUAGAAAAAGUAGAUUAAAAAAAAAAAAUGAAGUUGUGAUCCAAUCCGAUUCUCACAAGGAAAAUGAAUAAAUAUGUAUGGAAAAGAACUAAAGUAUACGCAGCUUUUCUUUUAUCGGCCACACAUUUUGGAAAGAGAGCAGUGAAGACAGAGUAAAAUUAUUGGAAUCAAACAUUUUAAAUUUAUUGUUGUUUAAAGAUAACCACGGCUGAUUUGUGUAAAAUAGGUCUUAAAAUGAGGGAACAACAUUUCAGAGAACUUAGCUCCUAAAUUUCCCAGCGAGGGUGGGCCAUGUCCUCCACUCCACUACCCGCCUUCCCCCCAGGGAAGUGCCACCUCUGGCGCAUAUUUUUUUUGCCUUACUGGCCAUGAAUGGUCCCUUACCUGCUGAGCUAAAUUUUAGGGAAAACACUGCCACAUUCAUGUUUACAAGACUGGUGUUUACUACUACGGCUGUUAGAUUUAACUUCAUUUCACGCUUGUUUACUACUUCUCAGCGCUACUUUCAUGAAUUUAUUUAAAUCAUCCCCCAGGUAAUUCCCCCUGAAAAUGACACCCCAAACCAACAAGAUUUUGAAAAUGACCGACCAGCAGAAUGCCCCCCCCCCCCCCAUCACAGCUAAUAAACAAUCAGCCCCUUAACCAUGCCAGUUUUUCAAACCCCAGUUACCCCAGAGGAACCCCUAAAAACCAAACUUUAUCAUUCACAUCCUCCCAUCCUGGUGAUGUACUGUCCAUUUUUUGUUGAGACCACCAUGUCUUUAGAAGCAUGUGAUAAGUUGUAGGAGUUUAUUUUUUAGACUAAUAAUUUUGAUAUAAAUUAUGACAAAAUUUUGUCACAGAUCAAGAUAAGCAAGAUCAAGAUGCUGAGGAAUGUGUGUUUUAUUGGCAGCAAAAAAUGUUUUCAACGGUAUUUAAACAUGCAAAAUUAUUUGAUAUACUUUGACAAUAAAAUUAAAUAUUGCUACGCAUAAAACACUGUUGGAUGACACAAUAUGGACAUCGUGAAGCUUCCAAAAUUUGCCACAAUAAUUAUGGCAAAUUAAUCCCACAGUAGGGAUUUGCAAUUGCCCAAUUUCUUACCACGCGGGAGCCUGGCACUACAGCAUUUUCCCAGACUUUUUAAAUUCCGGAUUCAAAAUGACUUCCAAAAUAGAAGGUAAAGCAAAGGUCAUUCCAUGCAGUUACAGCAAAGAACAGUUGUUUUACUGCUAUAAAGAACAUUGAUUUAAAAUGUCAAGAAGAGAAAGAUCUAAUUGGAGACUUUCGUUACUUAGAAGUAGAGGAAGGAUUCCUGAAUUGUUCGACAAGAAAUUUGAACUAAGAACCAUCACGUUUAGUUUUUUUUAUGGCACUUUAUCCGACCGGAUAUUGUGGAAUGAUAAGGGUGAUUCUGUACCUUCCAGUUACAUUGCAAUAAUAAUAUUGUAGUAAUUUAGACACUACUCAAGACACUGUAGUGCCAUUCCCCUGCACGGUAAUAUUAGGCAAUACCAAGGGAAGAGUAUUCUGUGAGAGCCGUUUUUUUUCUCUUGGGCACAACUCUUUUCAGUCAGUUAGGUUGGCUUGAUUUGUUUGUGUUCUACAGACGAAAAUUGUUUCCGUUUGAUCAAUUUUGUGAACCAGCUCUGAGUAGCCAUUGUCACAGAUGUAACGCAAGGUUCCUCGGUUAGUAACGACUACAAAGCAGCCCUGAUAUCCUUGUUCUGGGCCCCCAAGGGACUCAACAAAUUACCAGAAGAGCAUUUCAAAUUUCCUUUCAACCUGAUUGGCAAAUCAACAGUGGCAUUUUCAACAGGUCAAUCAUGGCAUGUUCUCAAAUCCUGGUACACAGUUGGAGACCCAGAACAAGGAUUUCAGCACUGUUUCACGGACAAGCUUAACCAGAGCUUAGUUACGUCUGCGGCGCAGGCUAGCUCAAAGCUGAGUUGAAGCAUUACUGAACUUGAUGCACCUGCAUCCUUUACGUGUUACUACAGGCUUGAGGUUUCACAUUAUUGUGUUUUCCUUUUGUGUGGAAAUUUCUGUUAUCUACCCUGUAUACCCAACCAUGUUGUCAUAAAAAAGUUCUGUCAUUAGGAUCCACCAAAUUAACCAAAGGUAGUUUUAGUGAAAAAGGUUUUCCCCAAUAAAAUAAAUCUUUUGUGGAAUUCGUAAGUGUUGGUAGAAGGUGUGGGGUAGUAAAUAUUUUGAGUUUUAACACAAUCAUUGUUGAUUUUUGCUGUUUCUUCAUUUUACAAAAGAGGGAGAUGGAGUUAUAUGAAGAUUUAAAUAAUUGCUUUGGACCACUGGAACAGAAAUACCGUUCUGAGAUAUUAAAGCUAAGGUGAAUCCAAAAACAUUAACCCAUUAACAAUAACUCUAUCAGUAACUUUUCAAUUAUAUUUUACUUUUGACCAACAUCAAUUUUCUUCUUACAAUAUCCAUACAUAAUCAUGAGAAAAGGUGAUGACAAUUAACAGAAUGAUCAUCAAAGGGAAAAUUCUUUGAUCUUCGAUCAACUUUUUUUUAAAGGAAAUGUAUGGAGAUCAGUCUUGAGAAGUUGUAUGUGAUAUUGCGGUCGGUUUUAACUGAAUCUCGCUCUUGCAUUUUGCAAUGAAAAUGAUAAGAAUUUUAAUUUGUAUCCUUUGGAAUGUUUAAUAAGAUAAUAUGGUUAGUUAUUUUAUACUAUGAUUAUUUCCAUACAAGAGUUGGAUGGGCUAGACGUUUUGAUAGAUGGGCUGACAGUAUUAUUAAUAAAGCCCUUGAAUAAUGCUAGGCAUCACUAUCGAUCGCAACCUGACCUUCUCUGGGCCCAUAUCAGCUGUGUGUAAGAAAGCAAGUUCACAGGUUAGAGUACAGAUGCACCUGCAUAAGCUCAUCCCCCAAUCGAGGCUUUACUUUUGGGUUUUGAAUCUAGUUUAGGCAAGGGCCUGAUCACCCCUCUUGCUAGCUAUAUGACCCUACUUGUAACUAAGGUUCAUCUCUGGUUUAAAAUUUCUUUGGCUAAAAUAAAUAAAAAAAGAAAACAGACAAGACAUGCAUAUGGGUGUUCGAUGUUUUAAAAUUGAAAAACAAGAAGAUUAUAAGCAAGUGAAUACAGGCCCCAAUUGUGUAAAAGGUUGAAAGCAUAGCACUACUUUAUACUAGAUAAACCUCUAUUCAGUGGAUAACACAGUAAGUUCCCUUUACUGAUCCAUUGUUGGUUAGUGAUUUUUCAGUUUACAGUGCUAUUCAAAUUUGACAGAUGAAAGUUCCUAUUAUACGUUUAUGAAAAAUAUCACAGCCUUUGCUGAGGUUUAUAAACACCUAAAAGUUUUUUCAGUCUUGAAAUUAUAAUGUUUUUCUUUUCAGAACAAAAGGGGGAAGACCAAACAACAAGCUGUUUUCUUAUGUUGACUGUGAUAGUUAUGUCAAUGUCGAUGAGGUAGCUCAAUAAUAAUAAAAAAUUGUAAUAAUGGUAACAUUAGUAAUAAUAACAACAACAAUAAUGAUAAUAAUAGUAAUAGCAAUCCCCAUAAUUAUCACCCCCAUCGCCCCCUGAUUGCAUGCUCCCAAGUUACAACCCCAUCUACAGUCUGUAUUUUUAAACAGAAAUUUUAUUCCGUGGUUACAUAUAACUCACGCCCCCGACUCAUUUGCACCCCAGUUAUAGACCCAUUUGUAUCUCUGCAUAAUUUCUUUUGGUACAUUCCAGCUACAGAAAAUUAAAGAUAGAGUUUUAAAUUUUUUCCAUGGAGUUCAAAAUUGAAGUUUGUGUAUGGGCGAUUAUCAGUUUGCUUCAAAACCUAUUUUUAUUCCCUGACUUCUAAUUAGCUUACAACCAGGCUUGUACUUAUAUCAAUAAAAUAACUGCUAACUAAUUUUCCUCAUUGUUGGCUGGCAGGAAUCCAGGACUCUAACAACAUCACCUUCUGAAAUACCAAGUUACCUUGCAAAGAACAUGUCAAGUGUAAGGAGAAGAAACAUUACAGCCAAAAUUGAUAGAAGGUUGGUAAAAUUUGCUUCGGGCCUAUCUUAAUUUGACUCUUCAUAAGUUGUUUAUUUUAUAAAAUGAUUCUAAGAGCAUGAAAAAGUAUUUAUCACUGAUAGAUGUAUUAAGACUUCCAUAAACAUUAUUGUUUAAAUUGGCCAUUGUACCAUUAAAAGGUCAUUCCAAUUUGUUUUGAAAGCCUGUUGCUGCCAAAUUGGGAAACAAAAAGACCCUAGGGAUAUGAAAGCUAUAAGAAUUAAUAAUGAUAAUGAUUGUAGGAUAUUAAUAAUUUUUGAAAAAGGUUUUCUACAUAACAAGGAUGUUACCAAAUAAAAAUUUAGAAAAAAGAAUAGUAGGAGAAUGGUAUUCAAGGAAAUAUUAAUGUUUGGCUACAGAGAGGUGAUAUUUUGUUUUUAGACAUCGUCCUGGUGGCUUUGCUCCUCGUGCUGAUCCUGUUGUCAUUCAUGAGACAGAGACAACCAAGACUGCUGCACACGUUGUUAACAUUCCUUACAAGACAAUGCACGUUAUGGCUGAUUUGACUCCCGAAGGAAAGUUAGUAUUGCAAACAGUACAGGUGCAGUUUUAAAUUAAUAUUGAGAUUUAAUUGUCAAAUUUAACUUUAACAUGAAAUAAACAAAUCUGCUAUUUUGAUGUUGGAGAAACUUACACGCAUUUGACAUUCUUUUGGUCAGAGUGGAAUCUAUACAUUCCGCCAUUAAAGUCAAGGACUCGCAAAUGUAACCUGAGACAGCAAAUACGAGUCACACCGCUCCCCAAAUGAAUAUCCUUCAAGUGAGAUAAGUCGACCUUUUGCUGGCCGCAAAAGCCAAAAAAAUUCACUCCUCUCACCCUCAGUUGUGAAAGUGAAACUCGUGAAGUCGACUUGUGACAAGUCUAGGUUCCAGCAAUCAUUGUGCCCAGGGAACUUGAGACUGUGUAGUAUAAUCAGCUGGGAUGGGGAAGGGUGGUUGUUUUAUGCUAAAGAAGGCGGUUUCACUCUUUCAUUGGAGACUUCUUUCUUUCUUGAUGGCCAAAAAUUAAUACAACAAUGUACUAGGAGACUCUGCUAGUAAAAGAGUCCUUAGUACAAAACUAUGGUGUUCUUGUGCCCAAAGGUCACGAUCUUAGUUAUUUAGAUUUUAAUAACUGACUGAGAUUAGUGUUCCUCUUUAUUUUUAAGAGCAACGCAUGAUCAAGAGGAUGAACAUGUGCUCUUCUCUGUCAAGGUAAUUUUAAUUUAUUUCAUUAAGAAUUAGUGUGCCUUGUAUUAUAUCACAGUCAUAAACAGUUACUAGUUUGUGAUCCAUUAGGGAAAUGUUUGUAUUGAUCUGUCCUGUUUUGCUUUUUAAAACAUUUUUGUGCAGAUUGAUGUGAAUGGCCAAAUUUUUGUCAAACCUGAUUUUAAUGGAGAAAACCCACCAUAUCGGAUAGAGACCUGCAAUGAUCUAAGAGGUGGGUAUAAUUUGCAAUUCAGUUUAAAAUUCUGUUGGUGAAAUAUUAGCAGGACUUGUUCAUUAUUAUAUUUAGCUUAUCUUUGUGUGUUCUGUCUAAGGUUUUCUUUUUGUGGACAUUUUCAGUUGAUUGUCUGUGUUUAACCCCCACUACCUGCUCAAGUACCUGUGGCACUUGUUUCCAAUGUAGUUUAUUUAGACCUUUACAAAUCUGGCCGUAACCUUAGAUCAGUGUAAAAAAGAAUUCAAUAUGGCUUAAAAUAUUCUGGUUCAAGGUUUUUGCCCACUGAAAAUUAAAAUUACUCAUUUUCCUAAUGGAUUCCAUCUUAACAUUAUAAAUUGAUCCCAUUAAAGAAUUUAAACUUUUAUAAUAAUAGUAAUAAUUUAUUUCUUAUUAGGCACAAAUUAACAUUGAAUAUGAUCAAAUGCGCCUUACAACUAUAACUACCUGUAAUAAUUACAAUAAAGUAUACUUAAGAAUACCUAAAAUUUUUAAUCUAAAAUUUAAUUAUCAAUCUAACUAUAACAGGCAAAAGCCUUCCUAAAUUAAUUUGUUUAUCUUAGUUAUUUUUAUUUCAACUUUUAACAUAAUUUUUAAGGUUAUUUUUUUAUGUGGGUAUUGGAACCAAGUAACUGACCACAAUCCUAGGUAUCUGUAGGAAGAGGGAUUUUUUUUGUCUUUGUGUUAGUAAUGCACUUAUUUGAGUGGGGCAGGGAUGUUCAUUAAAACAAUAAUUGGAAUUAUUCUUGAUUUUAAUUUUUUUUUCAGAGGUUUAUGAGUAUACAAUUGAACAAUGUUCUCCACAAAUGACAAGGUAUGAGAUCUUGGACAAACUUCAUCACUUUUUUCAGUAUAAUGUCUGUAUCAACAAGUUUGGUUUGUUGACAUACAAAAUUACAGUUAUUCACAGAUUUCUCAAAAGUUUGUUUAAUACAAUUAUUGUAAAUUUCAGUGAUCAAAGAGAACAAGAAUAUAAAAGCUUUAGUGAGGUAUGACUUGUUGUUUAUUGCCAUUUCCCUAAUUGUGUGGUUCCAGAAAAUAUCCAUACCCCCCCCACGGAGGGUCACGGAAUUUCCUAGGGGUAGGGGGGUCUAAAAGAGACAAAUUUCUGAAGCGGGAGGGGGGUACAUAAAGAGUUUUUCUUUCCAGAGGGUUUGAAAUGCGAUCGAAUGAAUACUUACGUAUUUUUCCAAUUGAUUCGGGGUAGCCAAGAAAAACCAAAAGUUCUAUCCGUGGAAAUAGACGUAGGAUUCCUUGUCAUAUAUUUUCUAUUAUUAUCCCGGCGCCAGAUGACACGUACAGCUCCGAGGCACACCUCUGAGCACGUUCGACGUCGAGUCAAACAAAAUGGCUGACUAGAAAAAUAUCGUUCCCAGUCCCUAACAUUGGCUGUAUUGUAUCGUUUUCUGUGUAGUUACGAGUUUGGAAACGUUAGCAAAGUCGAUACGAUGCCAUUUGUUUUAAGCAUAAUUUUUUUGUAACCGUGAACAGCGAUGAGAGACGGCGAAGAUUUCAUUUCGUUGUUUAGUUACCGGAAUGAACUUGAAAAGUACCUUUUACACAUGAAAUUAAAAAAAGUUAAAAAAAACUGUAAGGCGUGAAAUUUACUAUCAUUUACAAACUACAGAGAUAAAGCGUACAACUUUAUUGAAGUAUUCCUGUUGAAAGACGAACUUAAGUUUUUACAAAACAUGUUGCGUGACGGAUUAUGAUUCCCGCUGAUAAGCGAAGUCACUUCACGGCUCCACACAGGAAAACAACAUUUGUUAGCAGUACUGUUCGCACAUUAUACUACAUGUAGAUAAAAUUACACCUGCAAAGUACAAAAAAUAUCAUGGAGAUUAGCAUCGAGUCAAUUCCUGAGUUUUGCUUUGACAGCAAAAACAAGAAUGAUGUAAUAUUAUAGUCAUUUCGUGUUUAAAGUAAUUCGAUACGUUGUUUCGUCUAUGCAUAAAUUACAAACUUCGACUAGGUUACAAAACGUUGAUGAUACCGUCAACUUUCAGUACUUUCUUAGAUAUUUUUUGAAUGAAAUCUUCUGUCAAUUAAGCAGACGAAAGGUCCGCUGCCAGAACUAUAGUGUUAAUAAGGUCAGUUGUUAGAGUUUGAACAUUUCAAAAUAGAGGAAGCGAGAGGCGCGUCUGUUCAUACGUCUAGAAUUUUCCACGGUCAUUUUUAAGAAAAUUAAAUCUCAUAGCCUCCUCCAGCAAUUUUGUACCUUACCUAGCGAAUAUCUCCAUAAAUAAUGUUCCAUGAAAUAGCAAGUGUGGUAUGGCCAAAUCACUUACGUGAAAAUUAUGCCGCUUUACGUCUUCAUCUGAAUUGUAACUAUAAUCGGCUGCGGCUAAAUUUUAUUUCGGCACUAAGUAGACCAAAAUAAAUCAAUGAAGUCUUUUUAUUUGUGGAUUUGGAAUUUCCUAGGGGUAGGGGCGACCAAGUGAAAAAAUCAUGGAAAUUCCAGGGGGUAGGGGGGAGCAACCUGAAGCCCUCUGGAAUGGAAAAUGCGGGGGGGUGGGGGCUCAAACUGUAAACAACCCUCCGUGGGGGGGGUAUGGAUAUUUUCUGGAACUACACAUUUAUAGUAAAAUUUAUCUACUACUCUGUCAUUCUACUUAGUUCCUACAUCUGUGAUCCUUUUGGCCAAUGACUCAGUUUGAGAGGGCUCUGGUUUUUUUGACUAGGGUGACACCCAGGCAUAAUAGCUGCCUACUUUUAUUGAAACUAUCAUAAACUGUGAUUGUUUGAGUUUCACAUUUUCUGACACGUUAUACUGGUAUUCAAAGUCCAGAACUCUGUAAUGUGUUGACUUCCCAUUUUGAAUUUAAUGCCCAGAGCUCUCGAUUGGAGGUGCUUGCCAAAAGGAUGGCAGCUAUGGAGACAAGAAAGAUACUCUGUUUGUUGAAACAACAAUAAAUAAAUAAAAUGGCAAUACUGCUAGCAUUGAGAUAUAUCUUAUUUGCACACCUUUUUGUCUCCACAGUUAUACAACAGACAUGCCUUGUACUUGGCUUCACAAGUCGGUUCAGGGUUUGAUCCUGUGGUAGGUUUAGUGAAUCAUUUGUGGUAUUAAGUCUUAUCAAAUUUUAAACAAAGCCAAUCAGCAGGACCCCCCAGUAAAUGGCAUUAUUACUUACCUGUACAUAUCCAUCCCUUAUUACUUCUUAUUACAGUGCCCCCUGCCCCACCGCCCCCUCCCUCAAGUCCUUGAAAAAAUCCUCUGUCAAUCCACACAUCCUGGGACCAUGGUGUUAUGACACAGUUACUGUGAGAGACUCUUGAUUACUCUGACUCUCUUAAUUUCUGUUUGUUCUCAGUAUGAGGAGUAUGAAUGACUGUUCUCUGUACUGUUAGUAAUAACUUUCAAUAAUUUAAGGCAAGCAUGGCUCUAAGAUCUGAUUGAGAUUUAUAUUAUUUUUUAAUUGCUUGCUUCAUAAUCAAUCUUAAAGUUGUACUAAAAUGUAAUGUUUUGCGUCCUUGAUUUUAGCCAGAGCCUGGAGUUCUAAGGAUGAAUAUAUUUGGCGAAAUUGGUGAAUAUCAUCUUGAUGUCGUUAUGAUCAUCAACUGCGUGAUGAAGUUGUAGUUUUUUUUAAUGAUCUGUUGCAGAAAUUUGUGCAGAUUUUUGUGCUUCAAGUAACACUACACAAUUCCCAGAAUCCAAAACAACUCCCAGAAUCCAAAACAACUCCCAGAAUCCAAAACACGUCCCAAAAACUAAAAGCACAUCCAAGAAUCCAAAAUACUUCCAUUAUAGAUUGUUUUGUAUUUCAUAAGAGACAGAAUAGAUUGUUUUGUAUUUCAUAGAGACAGGAUGAUGUUAUCUUAGUGCGAGAAUAUCUGGAGGAUACUGUCUUCUUGGUGUAGCCACCACUAAGUGCAGUCUAUUAUAAAGUUGAUUGUUAUCUUGUUUUAAGAUAACAUCAAGUUCUAGGAAGUACAGCUAUCUGUCAGUUUUAAAGACUUGCACAUUCAGAAAAAUUCAUUGAACUUAGUAAUUAUAAUUGUUUUUCUUCUCCAUAGUUUCUGCCAGAGGAUUUGAAUAUGAUGGUCUUUAUGUUCAUUUUUUCCUUGAUCUGCCCUCAAGUAAGUCAGCUAUAAUCUCAUCUUGUGUAGUUAAAUGCUUGAUCACAGUGUUUUUAAUUACUUUAAUUUAUUUGUUUACACAUUGCUUUUUAGAGUGGAGACCUGUUGAUGACCCGGUAUUAUCUGGAGUAACGCAAACUUGUGUCACAAAGCUGGAAGGAGAGGUAAACAAUUUUUUUUCUUCCUUUUUGGUAAUAUAAUUUGAGCUCUGGAAUCAACCAUUUUCAAAUACAGGAUGAGUUAUUUUGUUUCAAAUAGAUUAGUAAAUAAAUACACAAACAAACUUUAUACAUGUACUCCUUGGCUUGUCAUGAAGGCUAGUUGUGUUUGUGUUUUAUGGCCCUGGACAAAAUUGACGUCAUUAAAAAUGCAAAAAAAAAAACAAAACAUUAAAGCAAAACAAAACUACAACAAUGGCAAAACAAACAAACAAAAACACAGGGCCGAUAUCCUGCCAUCUUGACAGAAGAAACUCGGUCAAAAAAGCAUUUAUUAUGUAUAUAGUCACACCAAAAUUUCUUCUUGUGAGAUCAAAGCAGAAUUUGUUUUAGCGGGCAAGAUAGACAUACACAUCAAUUGACAGGUUGGCUAUUCACCACUUUAGAUAUAAGAACCUGGAAACUGGGGCAAGUUAGCUUUCACAAAGACUCAUGGGAUUGUUACUGGGGACUCACCAGUCAGCAGACAGCUAUUGGCCAAUUUGUUUUCCCUGUCCCAAGUAUCAGUGUAACAGUCCCAGAAGUCUUUGCAAAAAUUAACUCUACCUACAGGGCUCCCAUGAGGCCUUAAAAAAUAAGGACUUAAAGAGGCAUCAUGUCCUUGAAAAUCGAAAAAUUGUGGGAUGUCCUUGAAAAGUCCUUGAAUUUUCCACAGAAGUUCUUGAGUACUUUUGAAAGCUCCUUGUAUAAAAAUAACCUCUGUUAAAAAAAAAAAGUGUUUUGGGAAAAAGGAAAGAUUGAAAACACAGAAGCAUGCAAAUGUUCCUGGUGAUCAUGAAAGUGUGUUUUAUGAUUUUCAGUGUUCCCAGCAUAGUAUAUUUUCCGUUAUUUGAAGUACCCUCAUGGGGGAAGGUAUUGCAAUAAUCUGUCUAUGUCAAAUUACAGGGAAAAGAGGUCCUUGAAAAAAUUAUUUUAGACCUUGAAAAGUGCUGAAAAGUCCUUGAUGUUUUCCCCCAAAAGUCUGUAUGAACCAUCUACCCAGCUUCCGUCUUAAAUUCCCAAGUGCUACUAAGGAGUUAAAGACAGUGAAAGGAUAACAUCACCUGUUGGUAAAUUUUGAUUGACGUUAGAAAUAACUCAGAUUUGUUUACUAAUUGUAGGAGAAUGUUGCCCAUUUCUGUUACCCUUUUGAGUUUUCAUUGCUUUACCAAGAAGAUGACGAGUCUGCUGGUGAGUUCUGCUUCUUGAAUACUUAUAAUGAUAGAGUUGCCAAAAAUGCAGCAAAUCACAGCAGUUACACUGUUGAUAAGACCUUUUUUUAUAAUUUGGUUCCAGUUUUUUGCGCUUUAACUUGCAAUUUCCUGUACUAUGUAAACUGCUGGACUUAAAUCAAUACUUUCAAUUUCUGUGUAUAAAACAGCAGGUACGCCGGCAGCAAUUUAUUGUGUUGAUUUAUUGCAGAUGACUUUAUUCACUGGCCCACUCUAUUUAUUGAAGUAUUGUCACUGGACAGCUGGGAGAGAUUCAGAACUGAAGGAUACACAUACCUUACCAUACCCAGUAAAGCUGGUGAGCUGGGUUUUAGACUAACACAGUCAUAUGACUUGCCUUGCCAUCUAGACUCCCAAGUCACUCGUGAACUCUCACAUUAUCUUAUCUGGGGAUGUUACACAAAAUUUAGUUAAUUAUUGAGGAACAAUGGGGCAAAGGGGAAUAGAGGUGAAUCUUCUUGCGUCCUAUUUAACCCCUCCUUACGUACUCUUUGCCCUCAUUUCCAGCAACCUGCAUUGAAGACCUGUGACCCUCCCCACUUAGUCUUAGAGAAAUCUGUGGAAGAAGCAAGUCAAAUGACCACUAUAACAAGCGUCAGUUAUUAGUGAGACUGUAAUAAAGUGUAAUUAAGAUUCCCUUCAAUCUUCCUACAGUAAGGAUGGCUGUUAGACGACAUAGUGACUUAUUUUCUUCCUUCAAUAGAAUUGCAUGGGUGGUUUCAUUUCCUCUUGAAUUUUCUAGGCUGGGAUAACCUCUUUUAAUUACAGUGGAACCGGUUAAUACGAGGUUUUUUUUUACAAGAAAAUGUAUAGCGGUUUUUGCCUGGCGACCAAAAAAACUGGCCGUAAUAACGAGGUGACCGUAUUACCGAGGUGGCCAUAAGGUGGAGUUUCACUGUAGUUUGCCUACUUAAUUCCUUUAGAUUGCGUGCAAAGGAUAGAUUAAAAUAAAGUACAUGUAAUCAUGAUGUCAAUUAUAGUUUAAGUUAUUUUCUGACUGCAACAUUAAUGGUAUUGUCUUUUUAUUAUUAAUAUUUUCCUCAUUCAGGUAGCUAUACUCUUGAGGCUGAUACUUGGAGACCAAUCGGAAAUGGUCCAAUUCCUGAGAUGAGACGAUUUUUUAUUGGUGGUUCACCUGAACUAGAAGAUCCUACAUAUCCACAAAAACCUGCUAUGACUGAUGUAAGUGAGAUAUUAUACAGUGUUCUUUGUAAGGUAUAAAGAAGUUACUUACCGUGAGUGGGAAGGAAUAACUGCACUUGAGAAAUCCUAAAUUCAUAACUCUCUCUUAACUAAGGCUUUAACAAUACAUCGAACUAUCGAUUAGUCGUGAUAUUAAUCCUGCGAUAGUGAUGGAUCGAUAGCAAAAAUGAAACAUCGAUAACAAUCGCUUUAGUGAUGCGAACUAUUGAAAGUUUCGAUAGUCUUUAUACUUCUAAAAAUUUAACUUCUUUGGAAAAUAAGGAAACUCUUCCUUACCGUAAAAAGAAACUAAAAACAAUCUACCGUCCUGCUGCACCUAAAAUGUUUUAGCGUCUUGAUUCUUGAACUGCAUAGUACCUGUAUUGUAUGACCACUACUUCUCAGUUAUUUCUUAAAGUAUAAGGCAUUAAGUAAAAACAGACAUUCCUGAAAAGUAUCGCAAUACUAUUGCAAUAGUACCACCACUACUCAUAUUGUGGGGAGAAAAUUAUGUUGGUCAUUAUUUUUUUGAGGUGGAAAAGGGAGGGGUAUUGUUUGAAGCAGUUGGUCCCUGAUUUAGAUCAAAAAAUGUCUCAUGAAUCCAUCUUAUGUAUGUUGAUAUCCCAGAAACUAGAGAAUGGGGGAAAAUCAUUUGUUUGAGGAUUCUCAUGCUUUAUUUGCUGAUGGUCAAACAGCUCUUGUCUCAAAAAAUCUCAAAAUUAUGGAAACUUGUUAUGUAGUCAUCUCCAAAUCAGAUGUGCAAUAAAUUACCUCUGGAGGUAUUAUUUCACGCCAAAGUACAAUAUUAUUGUUUUGAAAGAGUAAACAAAUAUUGGUGGUCAUGCAGGACUCGAAAAACGUCCUGUCCUGUAGGAACAAGUAUAUUGCAACCCUUGCUGGGCAAGUAAAUUGUAACGCUUACUUGCCCAGUGGGCAAAGGACCAGGUACUCAUCCUCUAAUAAAACUAUUAAUUUAGACGAGUAAGAAGUGGCCCCGGGAAGCAAAAAAUGUGAGAGCUGUUUGCUCAAACGACGAGCCGGAAUUCAAGUUUUAUUUGAGCCGUGGGUUGUCUGUUAAUUUUGUCCCUUUUAUUGGUAGGACAAAGUUUUGAGCAAAUACUUCUUCAGGACAGCUGCCUCUGGGAGUGUCACGGUUAAACUACAUAUUAUGCAGCAAUGCCAGUAUGUAUUACAUCAUCGUCAAUCAGAACUGAGAGGAAUUAGUGUUGUAAACCACUUUAAGAGAUCAAUUUGGACACAUCUUGUUAAACAAGCGUUUUAUUAGUGUACUUAAUAUUUUAUUUUUACGGAUGGGAGGUUAGUUUGUUGCUGUUAGCUUAUUUGUACGUUUGCAACACACUUUUGAAAAAUGAAUAUUAUAUGAUUAUUAUUAUAGGGAUUAUGUUUAAGGAUGUGGCUAAUCUUAUGUCUGAGUCUUCACUCUUCUGUGAAAAAUGUUUUAUAUUCAAAAUGUACAGAGUUGUUUAGGAACAUUGUAGGUUUGUUAAUUUGUAGUGUCUUUUAAUUGCUGCAUUCUUUAAGUUAAGUCACAAUAACUGAAAUUGCUAAUUUUUGUUCAGUAAUAAUAAUAUUAUGAAAACUAUGGAAAUGAUCCUUGCAGUUGAAUAAACAACCUGAGCGGUUGAAAAAGAACCUGAAAAAAUUCAGGCUUGACCGGGAAUAUUAAUGUUACUGUUCUAAACACUUAGAGAACCAUAUUACUUUCAGUUCAAAAAGUACUGGAAUUAAUUAGCAAACUUACGUCCAUAUGUUGUAAUGCUUUUCCUAGCCUUUUGUUCUUUAUAUUACUUAAGUUGAGUGUGUUUUCAUCUUUUAAUCUCUAAAGAUCUUUUGUGGAGGUAACAAAGAAACCUCGCCGGACAAGAACUAUAUUGGACAGACUAGGGUAAGUACUCAGUGUCAUUCAGAAAAAAAUCAUCCUAACAGUUUGCUUCCCUCUUUUGUCCCUUUUUUUUCCCGUCACUUCAGUUUUUCGCCAGAUUAACUUCUAACAAAGGUCUAGCUUGUGUGUUUCGCCGAUUCUAAAUCCCUACACGGGAUUAGAACAAUUUACAUGUACUGUAUAUCCCUGAUCUAACUGCUUUGAAGCCAAGAAAGUCAGCUUUUCUUUUAAUUUUAAUCAUAUCAACAUCUCAAGAAAAAACACUACUUUACAAGGAUAAAUAACCGUAUCAGUAACUCUAACAGUAAGAACAAUAGGUAUCUUAAAGGGAGCUUAACCACAGCGACGGAGACAACUACAACGUCAAAAAACAAUUGGUUUUAUGAGCAAAACAACAGCUCUGCACGGGCAUCACGUUUUUUUGUACCUUUCUUUGCCGUCCAUUGCACGACUACGACGUGAAACCUCCCAAAGUGACGUUCUAUAAGGGACGUGAGAAUACGAUGACGAUUUUUUCCUUUCUUCUUUAUCAUGUGAACAGGCUCUCUGUUUGGGAAAAAAAUAGCGACUAAAGGCCUGUUCACGGGCUAUUCUUCUUUUGAACCUGGAUAAAGUCCUUAAUGAAGAAUUAAACUCCAGGAAAAAAUGGCCUACAUUUGACUAAUAGAGCUGAGCAGGUCCAAAUUUGAAGGGGACGCAAAUUCUUAUUUUUUAGCGACGUUUUCACUGCCGUCAUUGUCGUCAUUGCUUAAACUCCCUUAAGCAGCCACAACGACGACGAAAUAAUACCAAUGUAAAAACAACGGAUGUUCGGAUUUUUCCUUUAAAGAAGCCGACAAAAUUUGGUGCCUUGGAACAAAUUUUUCAAAGGUGCCAACCAAAAAUGAACCCUUCGGAUUUCAUUUGUGAAAGGCCUCCGACAAAAAUUUUAGGGUUCAGAUUCCCGUCAUCUUUAGGCGGGGUGCGGAUAAAAAAAUGGAACGUUCCUAAUUGUCUUUGUUUGUUUUUUUCUUCAGAGGAAUGAAUGCCUUAGAUUCUCUGGCGCGGGUCUUAGGUAGGUGAUCAUUUAACAGCAGGACCUGAUUUACAGCUUGUUGGUUCUAAUCUGUAACUUAUCAUUUUUUCAUUAUUGGUUUCUCUUCACCAGAUGCAUUUCAGCGAGCGAAAAGAAGAAUGUUGGCUGCAAGAGAGGGGCUUCCAUCUAUAAAGUGAUGGUCAGAUCAGGUGCUAUAAUCGGCUAGAAAACGUCCGGGUGUUUGUCGAAGUCUAUGGUUAAUGGUCUUACCAUGAAAAUCACAACUUUAAACUGGUCUAAAAGAUUGUCGCCUUUGGACUCUUCCAUCUGCUGUUGUAUCUCUUCAGCCCAUCACUGCUUCAGGAGUUGUAAGGGAUUUCACACACUUUCAGUGACAUCUACAGUGUAAAGUUUUCUAAAAAACAGGGGACAUAUUUCAUGCAGUCCGUUCUGCCAUUUUUUUUUACAGGUUUUUGGGCAUGACCAAGGUUAAAAUGUCCAACAGGUUCUACUUCAAACAUUUAGGCAGUUUUAAAGAGAAAUAGUUAGGUAAUCAGAAAUGUAUGGUUUUAGUCAGAAAAAUCAAGCCUUUCCCCCUGCCUUUUAUUAGCAUCCGUGGAUGGGUACAAAAUUACAUCAGUGCAUCUCGAAAUUGUUCAGAACAGACACUUCAGCGUACAAUAACAUCAAAACACUACAAUCCAGGUGCAAUGCAUUACAACUUGUCAUACAAAAAAUCUUCACACAAAAGCUAUAUAUUUCUGUAUCAUAGUGUAAAAGAUGUACAUAAAUAACGGUUUAUAAAAAAAAUAUUUAUCUUGAUGUACAUAAUUUCUCUUUUUGUACCAACUAUACGUGCAGAAACUCACAAGUCACGGUACGGAAGUUCCCUCUUCAGAGUGUUCUUUACUUAGGGGAAAGAGGUGAGGAAAUUGAGCAGGCGAAGUUGACUAAAUACCAUAUAAUAAUUAUUAUUUUUAGUUAUCUCCUCUCACAAAUUUACUAUACAGCAGACUGAAUCAAGAAUAAAUUUGUUUAUUACAGGUCUAUGAAUAAAUCGGUUAACUGAAAGUGCCGUAAAUAUUAUUUCCUCUAUAUGCUAAGAAUUAUCCAUUGAAGAUUACAUGAUCUUCUCAGAGGCCCAGAAGCAUGAAUAAUGUUUUAAAAUUUUUAAGUUGAUAAAUGUCAAAAUGGAAUGCUUUCUGUGUACUGAUAUGUGAUCUACAAUGGGAGAACAAAAUAAUGAAGUUGAAAGGUUUAUUUCUUAACUUUCAAAAAUAAUGGCCUGGCAGCAACCUCUCUAUUUUGAAAUUGUGUAUCCUCAUGUCGCAUCGAAAAAGCAGGAAUACCAUAGUACUGUUUUUAAAACUAUAUCACCUACCCCCAAACCAGUCUGCUCACCGCCUUUUCCUAAAUAAAGAACACUAAGUAGCCUCUCUGUUUUGUAAAAAAUAUGAUGUACUUGUACAGAAUCUUAUGGUUAAAUCAAUGAAGAAUUAGUUUCCAUGUCAGUAAUUUCAGUAAAAAGGAGUACAGUCGAACCUCCGAUAAGCGACCACACAAAAUGAAAGACUUAGUGGUCGCUUACAAUAAUCGAACCACAAGGGGCCUCUUCCGAGAAGAGGUCUCGGCACAUCUACUUUACGGAAGAUAAUUUAUUGCAUGCAAUUUCUAAGUUACGCCAUGUCACUAAAGUUCUUUGUACAUGUCGUAUAUUCUAAGUAGCUUAGUGCACACA
This is a messenger RNA of Porites lobata, 18620 nucleotides long. NCBI's taxonomy places the organism in Eukaryota, Metazoa, Cnidaria, Anthozoa, Scleractinia, Poritidae. The record is from the annotation of a GenBank genome assembly.